This is a messenger RNA of Saxophila tyrrhenica, 903 nucleotides long. RefSeq lists its product as uncharacterized. The record is from RefSeq and is a predicted model, not a curated record. The coding region runs from base 1 to 903 and encodes 300 amino acids. The transcript is spliced from 3 exons. Lineage: Eukaryota; Fungi; Ascomycota; Dothideomycetes; Mycosphaerellales; Extremaceae.
AUGGCUCCACCAAUCCUGCACUUCGACUAUGAGUCUUCCCCAUACGCCAGAAAGACCAAAUGGAUCCUCAACGCAGCAGGCGUCGAUUUCAAGCGUGUCGACCAGCCAAGAGUCCUGCCGCGCCCUGAUCUCGAAGCCAUGGGCAUCACGUACCGCCGCAUCCCCGUGCUGGCUGUGGGCAAAGACGUCUACUGCGAUAGCAGCCUGAUCAUCUCCAUCGUGCUGGACCUCUCUGGUAGUAAGCUCAAACGUGGAGGCGCCUCCGACAAGGCUUGGGAAGCUUGGGGCGCGGAGACGUUCCAGGCGGUCGUCACGCUGGUUCCAGGCCCGGCUCUCAGCGAGGUCUUUGUCAAAGACCGUAAGACUGUUUUUCCAAUCCUGAACCGGAAGGAUUUCAAGGAACUGCGACCUUCUGGGCUCGCGGACUUGCGCAGUCGGCUGGCGUUCCUUGAGAGCGAGUUCUUAGGGAAUAGUUCUGGUCCCUUCUCAAAUGGCAAGGAACCCAGCUUAGCAGACCUGCACGUCGUAUGGCCGAUUUACUGGGCGCUGAAAGCUCUUGGUGCCGGGCAGGAACCCGGCCUUGGGAAAGAUGACUUUCCGAAGGUUUGGGCGAUGAUAGAUGCGUUGCCGGAAGUCAAAGCGGAUACCGUGAGUGCGGACGAUGCAAAGAAGACCAUCCUGGGAAGUGAAUUCCUUAGUUCGAAAAUGGAGGUCGAAAAAAACGAUCCUCUGGCGUCAGAGACGGGCAAGAAAGUGACGGUUGAAAGCCUUGACGCGGAACCAGGUGCACACCCGCAAGUCGGCAAGCUGGUAGGCCUCACUAAGCGUGAGCUCGUGCUUGAGCUGGACAAUGGCAUCCGUUUGCAUUUCCCCAAGGAAGGAUAUGUCGUGAAGGCAGCUUAG